Molecule: messenger RNA, 1910 nt
Organism: Lates calcarifer (barramundi perch)
Lineage: Eukaryota; Metazoa; Chordata; Actinopteri; Centropomidae
Product: FUN14 domain-containing protein 1
Exons: 5
Coding region: 117-599 (160 amino acids)
Biological process (GO): autophagy of mitochondrion
Cellular component (GO): mitochondrial outer membrane
Source: RefSeq, a predicted model, not a curated record
AAUUGCUGAGCCUAAUCAAGCGAUAUGAAAGCAUUUUGACUGACGUGGCAGAGCAUCAUAAUGUAGGCGUGGCUUAGUAUUGUCAACAUCCUGGUGACAUAACUAGUUUCUCCAAAAUGGCGACGGUGGACCAGAGAGAAGCAGGUCAGGACGACCCAGAGAGUGAAGAUGAGGUUUAUGAGGUUGUGGACCUGACAGAAUAUGCCCGGAGGCACCAGUGGUGGAGCAGGGUGUUUGGGAACAAUUCAGGCCCGAUUGCUGAGAAGUAUUCAGUGGCCACUCAGCUCAUGAUGGGAGGGGUGUCUGGAUGGUGUGCUGGCUACCUUUUCCAGAGAGUUGGGAAGAUAGCUGCCACUGCUGUUGGUGGAGGGUUCCUUCUUUUACAGAUUGCCAAUCACAGUGGCUAUGUGCAGGUAGACUGGAAGAAGGUGGAGAAGGAUGUAAACAAAGCGAAAAAGCACCUGAAGAAGAAAGCAAACAAAGCAGCCCCUGAAUUAAACACAUUCAUUGAGGAGGUAAAGGCCACAGACUUUAUAAAGAGGAACAUUGUCUUGUCCAGCGGGUUCGUCGGUGGCUUCUUCCUGGGUUUGGCCUCUUAAAGUUGCUGCGCCCGCCGCAGUCUCCACUUAAUGUGAAUCACAUCACUACAUAGGUCACUUUUCCUCUCCAUUGUUUACCUCUCAGCCCCAUGUGUGCAUUGAUUUAUCUUUUAAUGAACUGAACAAGGGGGUUACGUUGAGCAUCCAAGCAUGAUCUGUUGUGACAGUGUGUUCUACUUUUAAAUCAGUCGUAGCUAAUUAUUUCCUUCAGGGUGGGGAGGGUGGGUGGUUAAGUACACAUGCUGAAAUGUUCUUGAAUUGUACUGUGAAGACUCUCUUCUGUGGGACCCAUCAUGGAUUUUUGCCAGAGUGCUAAAUAUGUCAAGCUGCCACAAACUAGCACAGAUACGCCUCGAUUGUCCAUCCCUUCGCGCAUUUGCCCGGUGGAUGUUGAUCAUAUAUUGUUAAAAGUUGGCAUGUGUGGGCGCCAUUGUAAAUAUAUAGCCAACCCCUUUUCAGAGCUGUAAAUACCCACACAAGAGUAAAUAUUAUAUAAACAACACGGAAGGCAGCAGAGUGGGAAGUUAACACCUUCCCCCAGUCUAGUGCUUGGAGGUAUUUUUUUAUGUAGCUGUGAAGUUUGGCGAGUUUAUGUGCCAUUUAAGCAUGUAAGCAAACACAGUUGUUUUUAAAGUUUGCCACACUGGCUGGGGGUUUAAACAAAGGUAUUUUUCCACUCUGAGCAGUUCUCAUUGACAUACAACACAUAUCACAAGCAUAAAUCACAACUACAUGUUAAAUCUGUUAAUAUUCUCUACUUUAAAUUGCUUACAGACUAUUAAACACAGAUUCUAUACUCCCAUAAUCCUCAGCUCCAUGAUGCCCUUUAAUGACAGGAUGAGCAUCUGCGGUACCCUAAUUACCACCAUCACAAACGAGACACCAAUCCCGUCAUUAAAGACCAGAAUGGAGCUGCGAUUGUGACUCCAACGCCCUCGCUAUUGUCGUCUUGCAUUUAGUAGUGUCAGUGUAGCAAUGAAACAGCGACGCUGCCGAGUUGUGCAUCAUCACGUUAAUUAUCCAGAUAGGACAUCCACACAUAGGAGAGCAGUGAAGUUGAUCACAAGUUGCUUAUUUUGUUUUCUGCCUUUUUCUACCAGUGCAAUAUACAGUAUUGUUUCAGAUGUAAGGGUUUUGUUUGAAGAGCUUGUGUCUCCUACUGACAAUUUAUAUGCUCAUAUUCCCUCAUUGUUUCUAUUUAAUGUUAUUUUGAUAACUUUAUUUGAACUGUAUGAAUUUCAUUGGGUGUUUCUUUUGGAAUAAGUUGCCUGAUUUUGUUUUGAGUAACAAUAAAAUAAAAUACAGAACAAA